AUGGCUAAAUGGUUUUGGAUUGUAUCAGACACUGGCUUUGUUCUCGAUGUGGCAGGCAUAAAUUCUGCGGCGGGAGCGACUGUUCACUUAUUUUUCCUUAAAAGUCCAGAUGAAUAUAUUUGGUUGAAAGUAGUCAGUGAUAUUAUUUUUAUUCCUCUUUAUAAAGAUCCAAUGAACGACCCACAUUUGGAAAUGCAGCCAAGGAGACCAAACGAAAAAUUUCAACAUUGGACAUAUGACGAUAAUAGCUGUACAUUAAAUUCUGCUCUUCAAAAUUAUGUUUUGACUGUAAAAAAAAGUGUUUUACGCGGAGGACUUGGCUGCAAACAUCUCGAUACACUAGUCCCGAAAACUCAAAGGUUUACUUUUGUCCCAUGUGAAUGGCCUGAAUAUCGCGAUUGA
This is a messenger RNA of Ambispora leptoticha, 402 nucleotides long. The record is from the annotation of a GenBank genome assembly. NCBI's taxonomy places the organism in Eukaryota, Fungi, Glomeromycota, Glomeromycetes, Archaeosporales, Ambisporaceae.